Electrophorus electricus (electric eel) is the source of this 3295-nucleotide messenger RNA. RefSeq names its product DDB1 and CUL4 associated factor 12 (gene dcaf12). The record is from RefSeq and is a predicted model, not a curated record. Gene Ontology annotation, molecular function: protein binding. Gene Ontology annotation, cellular component: Cul4-RING E3 ubiquitin ligase complex. NCBI's taxonomy places the organism in Eukaryota, Metazoa, Chordata, Actinopteri, Gymnotiformes, Gymnotidae.
CGUUGGUGACGCGCUCGCUAAGGAACCGGGGGGGAGGUAGAGGAAGGUGAAGAGGAAGGUGAACGGCACUGUCCGACGACGUAGGGGAGGAGUGAGUUCUCGUCCAGCUCCUCUAGCGACAUAAACGUUUUUUUUGGUGAACACCAAAGCAGCCAGUUGACAAGGGUGUAGAGGCGUUUGCCGUCGUCCGGGAGCGUCUACUACUGAAGCAAAGGCGCUGCUUCAAAGCCCGCUCAGCGAAUUUGCACAUCGCCAUUAUAUGAUCCACCUCCCAGCGUCGCUAGCUUUGCCCUCCAUGUGGGUGAGGGACCUUUGUGUGUCGGAUUAUGGCGAGAAAAACAGUUAGCAGGAAAAGGAAGGCAGUGGAGCUCAAGGAACAACAGCCUGAUUGGUGCCAGUCUUUGUAUAAGCGUGCCCGUGUGUCAUCCUUGUCGCGGCAUGCCCAGCGGUGGUGGCAGGGCCGGCAGUCCGUGGUGUGCGCUAUCCGGGGACGGGAGUUCCGCCCACAGCAGCAGCAUGAGUGGAGGUUCCAGCGAAGCUUGCGAAGCUUUGCGGCUGGACGCAUCCCAGGAAUCCUGCGAGAGCGAGAGUUCUCCUUGGGCUGCCUCAACAAGGUGUUUGCCUCUCAGUGGCUCAACCACUGUCAGGUGGUGUGCGGGACCAAGUGCAAUACGCUGUUUGUGGUGGAUGUCCUCACGGGGCAGAUUACCCGGAUUCCUAUGCUGAAGGACAGGGAGGGGAGGGGAGGAGGUUCGCUGGGCAUGAGCGUGAUAGGAGGCCCGCUCUUCCAUGGCCCAGGCUCAGCUGCUGGUCUGGAUAGCCAGCAGGGCUGUGGCAUCCAUGCCAUUGAGCUCAACCCUUCUCGCACCUUGCUGGCCACUGGAGGAGAUAACCCAAACAGCCUGGCUGUCUACCGACUGCCCACUCUAGACCCUGUCUGUGUGGGGGAUGAUGGACACAAUGACUGGAUCUUUUCCAUUGCAUGGAUCAGUGACACCAUGGCUGUGUCGGGUUCUCGGGAUGGCUCCAUGGGUCUAUGGGAGGUGUCCGAGGAGGUACUGGACUUGGCAGCAAAACAGCAGGCUGAAGAGGGAGUCCCCUGCUACGCCCACAUCUCCCACCGUGCCCUUAAAGACAUUCCUAAGGAGUACACCCAUCCCUACAACUGCAAAGUGCGGGCCUUAGCCUUUAAUAACAACCGAAAGGAAUUGGGUGCUGUGUCCUUGGAUGGGUAUUUUCAUUUAUGGAAGGCAGAGGACAACCUGUGUAAGGAGCUGUCUACCAAGCUCCCAUACUGCAAGGAGAACGUGUGUCUUGCGUAUGGACUGGACUGGUCCGUGUACGCAGUCGGCUCCCAGGCUCAUGUGUCUUUCCUCGACCCUCGGCAAUCUUCUCAGAACAUCAAGUCUGUGAGCUCCAGGGAGCGUGGCAGUGGUAUCCGUUCUGUCAGCUUCUAUGAACACAUUGUGACGGUGGGCACGGGACAAGGCUCCCUGCUCUUCUAUGACAUCAGGGCCCAGCGUUUCCUCGAUGGCCCAUCUAACACACCCGGCGGGUACCGGAAUCGCACUGCGGAAGGCAUCCUUAAACUCACCACGGGGAGAGGUUGGCUGAACCAUGAUGAGACAUGGAGAAGCUACUUCUCGGAUAUCAGCUCUUUCCCCAACGCUGUCUACACACAUUGCUAUGAUGACUCGGGCACCAAGCUAUUUGUGGCUGGAGGACCUCUGUGCUCAGGCCUGCAUGGAAAUUAUGCUGGUCUCUGGAGCUAGCCACCCCCCCCACCUCUCAUAAUUUCUGUGUCAAAGACAUUUCUGUAUACAUACCGGCCAUCGUUGUGCCACCUGAAGCUCUGUAUCAGUCUGUCAUUCAUCUUCAGCUUUCUUCCUUUACAAAGGACUCAGGAGCAUCAUCAUAAUUAUUUUCCGUUCUUACAUUCUGUGUCCCAUCGUGUCUUAGUACGAUUUCUCCGACUUUUCUUUCGCUCAUAUGGUGUGGUUCUCAGCUUCUCGGUCAUUUAUGUCCGUGACAGAGCAGAGCUUUGACUGGCAGUGAGGCCUGUGCUCUGUGGAGCGCUUCAGCCCCCUCCGCUUCAUCUGCCGGCACUUGCCACUGAGAACACUGACACAGUGGAAAGAUAUAUUAAAAUAUUUAACAGCUUCUCUAGGGAAUUGUUUUUUGUUUGGUUACCCCCUCAGUGCUGUCUUGAGGAUUUGAGGAUGGUGAAAGUGUUAUUUUUAGCGUGGACUAUUUGAACAGUCUGUGAUUUUUGCCGUUCAUUUGCUUGCAAUGGACUGAAGUACAAUGAAGAUGAACAGUAGAAAUACUGAAUAGAAACUGAUUUUGAAUAGAAAAGCACAGAGAACCAUAAUGUGCUGGACUAUACCAUGAUGGUCACAUAGAGAUUGGCGUCUACAAGGCUGACGAGAGACCAGUGCGGAGAACCUCUGAAAGAAAUGUCAAUGAAUUCACACAAGCCAAUGAAGACUCCUCUUCCUCCCCCUGCCCCCUUUUCAAUUUCCUUUGAUGGGAGUAAAUGAUGACCAUUUCAGAUCACUGACACCAACCAUAAGAACGAAUUCAGAUUCUCUGGUUGACACCGAGUUGAAAAGAUUUUAUUUUCAUUGUGUCCAGCUUUGAGUGAGACUAAUAUCCACACACAUCUGGUAAAGUUACAACUUUUUCAGUAAUGACUACUUUAUUUUUUUCCAUCCUUAUGUCACUCCUGCUUUUGGUCUUCAGGUACAAUUGUUUUUGCUAGCAGUGUUUGAUUUUGAACGUCACUGAGAGGAAAGUUACUCAUUUGUUCUUUUUCUCUUAUUCAACAGAGGCAGGGCAGUAGUGAAUGACAUUGUUGCCUUUCCUGAGUCUUUCUGUGAAAGACUUGCAGAUUUUUCCCUUUUUUUUCUUUUCUUUUUUUUUUACAUGAAACCUUUUAUGGAGUCAUUGCAAAAAAAAAUAGUUAGAACAAAGAGUGCAGAUGUGACCAUAUAUAAAGCAAAUAACCAUCACUUUUAAAAUGUAUUUUAUAUAUAAAUGUGUAUGUAUACAUAUUUGGAAUCUUACAGAUGGAGAAUACAUUUUAUGUAUGUGUGUGUGUGUGUGUGUGUGUGUGUGUGUGUGUGUGUGUGUGUCUGGACUAAUUGUCAUUAUUUUGGUGGUGCCCUUUUUUAUACACACUACAUGCAUUUUUACAAAUUACUGAGUGUGAAAGUGUACAAUAUCAAAAAGAAUGCAACAGAAAAUUGUUUAAAGACAAAAUAAUGAAUAAAAGUAUUGAUGUAUUUUUCUUCCA